CCUCGGGGCGAGGCGGGGCGAGCGCGGAGGCGGAAGUUCCCCGCCGGGCUGAAGGGGACGGCGCAGGCAUUAGGAGCCACUUGUCAGCGCUGCUCUGAGGCGGAGGCUGCGCCAAGCGGGUCCGGGUUUCUUUCAUUGAGUUUGGAACUGCACAUUGAACCCUUGGAACCAUGAGCAACUACAGUGUGUCGUUGGUCGGCCCAGCUCCUUGGGGUUUCCGUCUCCAAGGUGGCAAGGAUUUCAACAUGCCCCUGACCAUCUCUAGUCUGAAAGAUGGUGGAAAGGCAUCACAGGCACAUGUGAGAAUAGGCGAUGUGGUCCUCAGCAUUGAUGGAAUUAGCGCACAUGGAAUGACUCAUCUUGAAGCCCAGAACAAGAUUAAGGGUUGUACAGGCUCUUUGAAUAUGACUCUGCAAAGAGCAUCUGCUGCAGCCAAGCCUGAGCCCGUUGCUGUCCAGAAGGGUGAACCGAAAGAAGUAGUUAAACCUGUGCCCAUUACAUCUCCUGCUGUAUCCAAAGUCACUUCCACAGCCAACAUGGCCUACAAUAAAGCACCACGGCCCUUUGGUUCUGUGUCUUCACCCAAAGUCACAUCCAUCCCAUCACCAUCGUCUGCCUUCACCCCAGCCCAUGCCACCACCUCAUCACAUGCUCCCCCUCCACCCGGGGCCGCUGUCACUCCUCCCCCAUUCUCUGCAUCCGGACUGCAUGUUAAUGCCACUCUUAGUGCUGACCAGUGUUCAUCUGCACCGAACACUGGUAAAUCUGCAGUUAAUGUCCCACGGCAGCCCACAGUCACCAGCGUGUGUUCCGAGCCUGCUCAGGAGCUAGCAGAGGGACAGAGAAGAGGAUCCCAGGGUGACAUUAAACAGCAAAAUGGUAACCCUGGCACUGUGAAAAUUCCACCUAAACGCCCACCGAGAAAACACAUUGUGGAGCGCAACACGGAGUUUUAUCACAUCCCCACUCACAGUGAUGCCAGCAAGAAGAGGCUGAUCGAGGACACUGAAGACUGGCGCCCACGGACUGGAACAACUCAGUCUCGUUCUUUCCGGAUCCUUGCACAGAUCACCGGGACCGAACAUCUGAAAGAAUCUGAAAAUGACAAUACAAAGAAGGCAAAGCUCUCCGGCCCUGAAAACUCUCAGUCCCUCCUGGAUGCACUUUGCAUCAGCACUGUUCCCAAGCCUCUAGUUUUUUCCUGUCUUCAGUCCUCCGAGAAGUCAAGUGGCUCUAUCCAUGUUAAGAAAAGCAGUAGCACUCAGGAGCCUUCUCAGCAGUCAGCGUCACCAGGAGCUUCACCUCUGAGCAAGUCUGAGAGCCUAGAGAGCCCAGGUUCAAGCAAGCCUGGGGUGACUGGCCUCAGGACCGCGGCUGCCUUCAAGCCUGUAGGAUCCACCAGCACCAUCAAGUCACCAAACUGGCAGCGUCCAAGCCAAGCAGCACCUUCUACUGGAAGAAUUACAAACAAUGCAACUUCUUCAGGUACAGGGGUCCCUGCGAACUCAGCUGUGGGGCCGCCAAGUGACCAAGACACCCUCGUGCAGAGAGCUGAGCACAUUCCAGCCGGGAAGCGAACUCCCAUGUGUGCUCACUGCAAUCAAGUCAUCAGGGGACCUUUCCUUGUGGCUCUAGGGAAGUCCUGGCACCCAGAAGAAUUUAACUGUGCUCACUGCAAAAACACGAUGGCCUACAUUGGAUUUGUUGAGGAGAAGGGAGCACUGUAUUGCGAGCUAUGUUACGAGAAGUUCUUUGCUCCUGAAUGUGGCCGCUGCCAGAGGAAGAUACUUGGAGAAGUCAUCAAUGCCUUGAAACAAACGUGGCACGUGUCCUGUUUUGUGUGUGUGGCCUGUGGAAAACCCAUUCGCAACAAUGUUUUCCACUUGGAAGAUGGAGAGCCAUACUGUGAGACAGAUUAUUAUGCCCUUUUUGGAACGAUAUGCCGUGGAUGUGAAUUCCCCAUUGAAGCUGGAGACAUGUUCCUUGAAGCUCUGGGUUAUACCUGGCAUGAUACUUGCUUUGUGUGCUCGGUGUGUUGUGAAAGUUUGGAAGGGCAGACAUUUUUCUCCAAGAAGGACAAGCCACUUUGCAAAAAACAUGCUCAUUCUGUGAAUUUUUGAAGAUCAACAGUUCCAGGAAAGAGAAGAAAUCUGAAGAAAAAGGGGGAAAAUUUAAAUUACCAUUUAAUUUUUAGUUUUAAUAUUUAUAUGAAGUUCUAAAAUAGUAGUAGCCCUGAAUGGAUAAACGCCAACAUUAAAAACCAACUCUGUGAGAAAAUGUUUGGCUUCAGAAAGUCACAGACAGUUUGGGAUUUAUUAUGACUAGCCUGUAUUUUCUGCCCAUGAAGUAGUCUUUACAAAAAUCAAUUUCCUGACUAUUAAAUUCAUCUUAGAAUAAAUUGGUAAAGGAUUACACUUUAGAAUUAAAAACUCUAGCCUCUAUGCUGAAGUGAUACUUUCCUUGUCGGGUAGCUAUGAGAAUUCACAGAAGGCAAUACAAGUGCCUUAAACUUUAUUCAUAAGAAUAGUUGUUUAAGAAACCUAUUUUAUCUUUAAAAUAGUAAGUAAGAGUUUAAAUAAAUGUAUGAGUAGGUGGUGUCUUUUUCUUUUUAGUGUGUGUACAUGCUUUGGUUCUAUCGUUGGUUCUUUCAGUAAGACGGUCCAGGGAAGUUUUGAUCAAAGUGUGGCAUGCCGUAAGAGACACUGUGAUCUCUUAUGUUCUUCCCAAGGCUGCCAUUGUUGCUUAAAGGUUGCAGAUGCUGGUGUCCCUCCAGCUGGGGCAGUUUGCUUGCGUUGUGUGUGGCUCACUACCUGGGCUAGGCUACCAUGCUUCUUAGGCUGAGGUGAAGAUAAUUCAGUAGUGUUAGACUCCAAUAGUUGUCUUUCUCUCUCUCUUUUUUAAGAGAAUAGGUAGAAGAUAAAGGGUCUAGAAAUUGGGAAAAUAAAGCAGUUGUACCUGGAAAGUAGAAAGAGCCACUACCCCCUUUCAUAUGAUGAGCUGAUUGGUUCUUGCCAUUGUGUCACGGACUGGAGAGUUGGAAACUACUCCUUGCCCAGUAAUAUUUUUGGAUUGAGGAUUAUGAUAAGAUCCAAGUUUGUGUUGUUACUGUGUUUUUUCUUAUUUGGAGUUGUUCUGGGAUUUUGUUUGUUUGAUGUUUUUUUGUCUAGGAUUCUUUUCUAUCAGUAAGAAGUAAAUUCCCUCCAAUUGUGUGAUCAUGGAGUUAGGCAACUCUUACUCACUGGCAUUUGCUAGUGCAGGGGGUACUGUGAUCCAUUACUCACAUGGUCCUGGCAUUUGGUAGUGCAUGGGGGACUGUAAUCCAUUACUCACAUGGUCCUGUCAUUUAUUCUGUAUGAUUGGGCUGAGCAUUGUUUAGGUACCACUUGUAGUCAGGAAAGUGACCGUGAGAAAGCCGUGCAGUGUGGCUCACUGCCCAGUGAGAAAACAAAUUAUGCCAUUUAAUAUUUUUUCUCUUUGUUUCUACAAUGAAUGAAAGCCCAUGACCCUGCUGAGUUAUAGCUAAAUCUGUUGAGAGCAUGGUACUUUCAAAAUUCAGACAGCGUCCCCUGGUUCUUGCUAUCCCAUCCUUCAAGAGCACCUGUGCAUCCAUUUGUGUGUGUGUGUGUGUGUGUGUGUAUGUGUUUUAUAGAGGAGAUCUUAGGCUACAGUAUUUGUUUAACCUCCCUAAGAACUUUCAAGGUAUCUGUCCUGAAAGCUGCUAACUUAUGGUCUAGUGAAUUUAUAUUAUAUGCAGAUAAUAAUGAACUGGGGGAUAAAUGAGCAGGAAGGGUGACACACAUCACAAACCAGAAACGUCUCCAGUAGCAGCCCAGACUACCUCCUCACCUGUGCUUGUAGGGAGGCAGGAAAUGUCUUCAGAAGUCAAUGCCGCAACUUCAUGCAUUAGAUCUCAUGGCUGCUGCAGUGACCAAUAGCAGACUCACUGGCUGGGGUGCGUUAUUUCUGAUCUGAAUGUCAGGCUUUGGCUUUAUACUACAAAAUAAGUUGGUGAUUUUUUUUUUUUGAUGUGAUAGUGUUUUUUGUCUUGUAGAUGAUACACCAUGAUAUUUGACAAUUCUUUGACAUUUGCAUAUUCAAAGCAUUUUCUUUGACUUGGAUUUCUUAUAAAGUUAUCUUUCUUUAAGGAUUUCAUUUUUAUUAAACUUUAUUUCUCUGUUACUUGUGUAUAUAAUGCUGCAUUUUAUAAUGCUGUAUUUCUCUAAAUUUAAUCCCUAAAACAGUAGUGUGGCUUGCUAAUUGGCAUUGUGUCUUUAUUCUUUGCCUACCAUAUUGUAUGGCAAGUUUUGUAUCUGUUCCUAAAACAGUGGCUCCUGGGAGAUGAGUUCUCACCAUAACCAGAAGAGUCUUCUGCAGUGAGGAUCGGCAUGCUUCAUUUUCCAGCACAGACCUUUUAGUACCUGGCACAGCACUUUACCCUUCUGGCAAGCUCCCUGAGUAUUUAUUAUAAGUCUUCUGUGUCAGCAGCAUUUUUCAUUACUAUGUUUUCAACGUAGAACAUUGAGCUCUCCUCACGCUAGAUGUCUCUUUUGAAGGCUGUACUUGAUUGGCCCUGGAUGAAAACAAUAGUGCAUGAUUCUUUACGUCCCUUAUUCCAUUUCUCAUUUUUCAGACUUUGAUGGGCCCAAAUGGACACUGUUCUCUAAUUGUUCUGGAUGGCUGUUGCCUGUUGAGGUAGCAAUCUCUGUUUGUGUUCCUAGCGACUCUGUGCUUCCCAUUGGUAGGGUUACCUUCGCCUUGUAAACCUAAAGCCUACUUAUUUGGCCACAAUAUUAAAACAAAAGUAAUCAUUUGUCUGUUGAAUACUGAUAUAAAACUGUGUUUAAAAUGAUCUACAACAAAAUGCAGUCUUUUCAAGGAACCCUAGGUUAGAAGCACUUCUGUAGAAAAGUAAUUGCUGCAGUGUGAAGCCGGUGUUACAUUACUGUUUUUAGGCAUUUGCAGUUCAGUCAUCUCCAUUGGAGCGAGGGGAAACACAGAAGAUAGUUUUACGCAAAUGAACCCUCAUUUCAGUCUGCCCCUCACCUCCACACGUCUAAGGUAUUGGAUUUAGAUACGUAAUGUGUCAUUUGCCACUGUCGAUUGUUGUCUUUUGUUUCUUUGCAUUUUUAAGUUCGUGUGCAGUUGCUCUUUGCUUUUGGAUAUGUUUUCUGAUUAAAAAAAAAUCACACAAGAAAUAUAAUCUGUGUAGUGAUACUUUAAUGAGCACAUACUCAAUAAACAAUUGUAAUGGUUGA
Molecule: messenger RNA, 5255 nt
Organism: Peromyscus californicus insignis
Lineage: Eukaryota; Metazoa; Chordata; Mammalia; Rodentia; Cricetidae
Gene: Pdlim5
Product: PDZ and LIM domain 5
Exons: 16
Coding region: 171-2120 (649 amino acids)
Biological process (GO): actin cytoskeleton organization; heart development; muscle structure development
Cellular component (GO): adherens junction; filamentous actin; stress fiber
Molecular function (GO): actin binding; muscle alpha-actinin binding
Source: RefSeq, a predicted model, not a curated record